Molecule: messenger RNA, 2843 nt
Organism: Pogonomyrmex barbatus (red harvester ant)
Lineage: Eukaryota; Metazoa; Arthropoda; Insecta; Hymenoptera; Formicidae
Gene: SppL
Product: signal peptide peptidase-like protein
Biological process (GO): membrane protein proteolysis
Cellular component (GO): cytoplasmic side of endoplasmic reticulum membrane; lumenal side of endoplasmic reticulum membrane; Golgi-associated vesicle membrane
Molecular function (GO): aspartic endopeptidase activity, intramembrane cleaving
Source: RefSeq, a predicted model, not a curated record
AGUGAUUCCGGGUAUCAACCGUACCGCGUCGUCGCCGUCAUCGUCUCGAUACGGUGUCGCGCGACGCAUCCCGGACGAGUCGAUCCGUGCGCGUCGUCGUUGUGAUCGUCAUCCCCGUUCCUCGCGUCCUCUUCGACGCACGCUCGCGGGCGAAAGUUGGAAAGUGCGAAAUCCCGCGAUCGCGGGAGAUGCCAGGAUCCAACGGGUAGGCGGUCACGGUACGACGAUCGCCUCCUAGUCGCGCAGCAUUAUUACGCUAGGCUGAGUCCCGACUCGCGCGAUGUCGUUCGUCUGUCGUCUCGUCGCAUCGUGCUCAUCCCCGAUCCGCGUGCCGUCCGUACCGUGAGUGAUCACCCUAGAAAUCUGUGUUUCUUUUGCAUCGCAUCACCAAGGGGGUGACCCGAGGCUUCUACGAGGCCUAAUUCUAUUCGCCAAUAAUGCCGAAUUCGAAGGACAUUAGCAGCAGAUGAUCUCUGAUAUAGGUUAGUGCAAGUGGAAAGCACUUCAACAACGGACAUCUAAAUGUCAGGAGGUGUUCUCGCAUAGCGCUGAGUGCUGCGGCCAGGCAUUCUUAAACAUGGCCACGUAUCAAGUCGACUACCAGUGGGCUUAUUCCAUAAUGGAUUCAUCCAGGAUAUCCACUUUCCUAAUAUCAAUUCUACUGAUAGUUUAUGGUAGUUUCCGAUCUCUAAACAUGGAACAAGAGGCGAGGGAAAGAGAAAAGGAGAAGGAACGUAGUAAUUUAUUGACUGGGAUUACGAGUAAUAGCAGUGCUGGUAACCCGGACGGCGCUAAUGGAGGAAGAGUCCAGACUCUCGACACGAUGCAUGCUCUCUGUCUACCUCUUGGUGCUUCCAUUUCUCUACUUGUCAUGUUUUUCUUUUUUGACAGUAUGCAGAUGCUUCUUGCAAUUUGUACAGCCAUUAUAGCUACAGUUGCAUUGGCAUUUCUUUUAUUGCCCAUGUGUCAGUAUAUCAUUAGACCAUGUUCCGAUGGUAACAAAAUAUCCUUCGGCGUCUGUGGGAGAUUCACUGGUGCGGAAUUACUCUCAUUCUCACUUAGUGUGAGUAUAGUAUGCAUCUGGGUCUUGACUGGACACUGGCUGCUGAUGGAUGCGAUGGGUAUGGGCCUGUGUGUGGCAUUUAUCGCAUUUGUUCGAUUACCUAGUCUCAAGGUAUCCACGUUGUUAUUAACCGGACUGCUAAUUUAUGAUGUCUUCUGGGUUUUCUUUUCAUCCUACAUAUUCAGCACAAAUGUAAUGGUUAAGGUAGCAACUAGGCCUGCAGAUAAUCCAGUAAGUCUUGUGGCGAGAAGAUUACAUUUAGGCGGCGUGGCAAGAGCCGCGCCGAAACUACCUUUACCUGGAAAACUGGUUUUUCCAUCAAUGCAUCAAGCGGGACAUUUCUCGAUGUUAGGCCUCGGCGACGUGGUCAUGCCGGGUCUCCUACUCUGUUUCGUCCUGCGAUACGAUGCAUACAAAAAGACUCAGUUAUUGCCCGGCGGUUGCGAAACCGGAGUACCGCCGCCGCGUCACUUCAGUCGAAUUAGCUAUUUUCAUUGCUCCUUGAUCGGUUAUUUUCUUGGUCUACUUACCGCCACUGUAAGCUCUGAAGUGUUCAAAGCUGCGCAGCCUGCCUUAUUGUACCUUGUGCCCUUCACUUUGUUGCCAUUGCUUACGAUGGCAUAUUUGAAGGGAGAUUUGCGUCGAAUGUGGAGUGAACCAUUCAUAUCUCAACAACCAUCUAAACAUAUGGACGUUUGACAAGAGUCAUGGGUCUCUGUAUAUUGUGUUGUAUUGGAGGCAAAAUUGUUGCAUGAAAUUCAUCACCAUAUAACUUCACAUUCUUAUUUUCAUCAAUGUCAUUUAAUGUAAGUAAUUUUUCUACAUGUACGCAUGUGCGCAGUACAGUCUCUCGCAUUCUUUUUAAAGUCAAUAUGACAUACAGAGAACGAUUCGGAUCGAAAAUCACAAUACGAUUAUUUGCGAUACAAGUGUAAAAAUACAUUAUAUACCGCAUAAAUAAUUUAAAUGUAACAUAAUGUCACGAAUGUAACGUUAGCGUUGCAAGGAACUUUUUAUCGAACAAUAGAGAACGAAAGGGUCCUUGAGAAUAUUUCCAGAAUGCCAAAUGACAUAUAUAUUAUCGGCAUUCUUUCUGUGUCUUAACUUGAUGUUGAGUAUAUGGAUAGACAUUGUGCACAAUAGAUAACACAACCGAUAAUUAUUGUCAUGAACAGCUAAGUAAUAACUAAAGACUAUCUACCAUGUAGUUAAUUUAACGAACAAAAAAAGAUAUUUACUUGUAUUAGAAUCAUCAUAGGAAAAGAAAACGUAUUCUCGAAAUAUUUACUUUUAAUCGAACAAAAUAUAGAAGACUAAAUGCUAUUCCCAUGAAAUUUAGUUACAAAUGGCUGAACGAUUCGUCGCAGAAUAUAAUUUUGAUUUACUAUAUUCAACCGCAAUCGAAUUACUUGCGAAUGUGUAGCUAUGAAUAGGAUAAUUUAUAAACUGUUUGAAUAUUUAGAUACGAAUCUAAUACACAUAUACGUGUAGGUUGUGACUUUGUUUUAAAGUUGGUUUAUAAUGCGAGAUUAUAAAACUAAAAGUGAUUGUAUAUAUUUAUUACCAUUUUCGUAAAUUUAUAAGGGGGCACAAAUUCUUGCGAUUGGCGGUAAUCAAUGGCACGCUUUUCGAUACUGUAUUUUGUUUUGCUAUUUGUUUGUUGAAUCUAUAUAUUUCAAAAUUAUAAUUUUUAUUGUGUGUCAUUAUCAGUGUGUAAGUAGAGUACGAAGUACGAAACUGUUGUUAAAGAUAAUUACAGACAGGUUUAUUUAAAAAAAAA